AGCCCAGACUGGUUAAAGUCAGGGGCCCACCAGCACCAGGCUGGACUCCGGGCAGAGAGGACACAAGACCAUGGAGGGGAAGAUGCAGCCCGUGCUGUGGAUGCUCUGUGCAGUCUGGGUGACUGUCCACACCAUCUCUGUGGAAACCCCAAAGGAUGUUCUUCGCGCUGCUAGGGUAAAGAGUGUUACCCUUCCAUGCACCUACCAAACUUCCUCCCUCAACCGAGAAGGAUUUAUCCAAUGGGACAAGCUUCUAAGGAGUCAUACGGAAAGGGUGCUCAUCUGGACAUUUUCGACCCAAACCUACAUCUACGGUGAACUUUAUCAGAACCGCGCCAGUGUAUCAGGCAACGUCCAGCAGUCAGAUGCCUCCAUCACCAUUGACCGGUUGACCAUGGAUGACAACGGCACAUACGAGUGCUCUGUCUCACUGAUGUUGGACCUGGAAGGGGUCUCCAAGUCACGUGUCCGCCUCUUGGUGCUGGUGCCACCCUCCAAGCCAGACUGCAGCAUCGAGGGAGAGACUGUGAUUGGGAACAACAUCCAGCUGACCUGCCAAUCAAAGGAGGGCUCCCCAGCCCCUCAGUACAGCUGGAAAAGUUAUGAUGUCCUGCACCAGGAGCGUCAAGUCGCACCAGUCACAGGACAGAUCUUCUCUCUGAAGAACAUCUCCACAGAAAUGUCGGGCUACUACAUCUGCACCUCCAGCAAUGAUGUAGGGAUGGAGUCCUGCAACAUCACUGUGGCUGUCAGACCUCCCUCCAUGAAUGUGGCCCUGUACGCGGGCAUCGCGGGGGGCGUGGCUGCGGCACUCAUCGUCAUCGGCAUCAUCGUCUACUGCUGCUGCUGCCGGGAGACUGGCAAGGCUGAGGAUGCGGACGUCACGCGGCCGAAUCGGGCGGGCUACCAGGAGCCACCAGAGCAGCUGACAGAGCUUUCCAGAAGACAGGAAGAGGAGGGCGAGGGUGACUACAGGAAUGAAGGCCAGAGGGGCCCCAGCCGAGAGUCCCUUGACCAGGCUGGCCGAUGACCAGGGCCUGCUGCAGGAGGGGGUCAGGGGGAGCAUUAGGGGGUCAUCCCCCCGCCUCCAUGCCUCCCCUGUCUUUUCCAAGCCCCACUUUUCUGACCCUUGGUCCCAGUCAUUGAUGGGAUGCUUCUUCCCCCAUGUCGGCUGCUGGAGGACUUGGCUUGGCCUGGCCAAGGAGAUCUCACUUGUGGCUGAGCUUGUCAAGGGCGCUCACCUUCGAAGCUGCCCUCCCAUUGCUGUGCCCGGCUCAGGGCCCUACCCUCACCCUGGACUAGGCAGCGGCCUCCACCUCCCCGUGGCGCUCCUGUCCCGCUCCGUGGGGGUGACACCAGCCUCCGGAGGGCCGGAGUUGCCCUCUCCACCUGUGCGCCUAGCACCCAGGGGAAUGACUCCUGGCAGAGGUUUUGUGCACAAUACAUUUUUGUUGAAUGAAUGAAAGAAUGAAUGAGUAUGUAAAGGAGUCCCUUCAUUU
Molecule: messenger RNA, 1499 nt
Organism: Lipotes vexillifer (Yangtze River dolphin)
Lineage: Eukaryota; Metazoa; Chordata; Mammalia; Artiodactyla; Lipotidae
Gene: GPA33
Product: glycoprotein A33
Exons: 7
Coding region: 71-1030 (319 amino acids)
Cellular component (GO): plasma membrane
Source: RefSeq, a predicted model, not a curated record